This is a messenger RNA of Candoia aspera, 1544 nucleotides long. It is a transcript of the gene RBMX, whose product is annotated as RNA binding motif protein X-linked. Gene Ontology annotation, molecular function: RNA binding. The transcript has 9 exons. The coding region runs from base 102 to 1253 and encodes 383 amino acids. The record is from RefSeq and is a predicted model, not a curated record. NCBI's taxonomy places the organism in Eukaryota, Metazoa, Chordata, Lepidosauria, Squamata, Candoiidae. Gene Ontology annotation, cellular component: spliceosomal complex. Gene Ontology annotation, biological process: positive regulation of mRNA splicing, via spliceosome.
CGCGCUGACGUCAUCUGUAUAAAGGCCCUCAGCCCCUUUGUUCCUCUUCAGUGCGUCGUUGCAGUCUUGCCGGCGGGGACGAGAUCCCAAACAGUCUCAAAAUGGUUGAAGCAGAUCGGCCUGGGAAGCUGUUCGUUGGUGGAUUGAACAUUGAAACUAACGAGAAAGCUCUUGAAGCUGUCUUUGGCAAAUAUGGCCGUAUAGUUGAAGUUCUUCUUAUGAAAGAUCGUGAAACCAACAAAUCAAGAGGCUUUGCUUUUGUCACCUUUGAGAGCCCAGCAGAUGCUAAGGAUGCAGCCAGAGAUAUGAAUGGAAAGUCUUUAGAUGGAAAAUCCAUUAAAGUUGAACAAGCUACCAAGCCAUCCUUCGAAACUGGUAGACGUGGGCCCCCACCAAGGAGCAGAGGCCCACCAAGGGGCCUUAGAGGUGGAAGAGGCAGCAGUGGAACCCGGGGGCCUCCUUCUAGAGGCAGUCAUUUAGGUUCUUCUAGAGGCCCUCUCCCAAUGAAAAGGGGUCCACCUCCCCGGAGCGGGGGCCCACCACCUAAAAGACCUGCACCAUCUGGACCCGUGCGGAGCAGUAGCGGGAUGGGUGGUAGAGCACCCCUGUCGCGUGGCAGAGACAGCUAUGGGGGACCUCCACGAAGGGAGCCGCUGCCAUCACGAAGGGAUGUCUACUUGUCCCCCAGAGAUGAUGGCUACAGCACUAAAGACAGUUACUCAAGCCGAGAUUAUCCAAGUUCCAGAGACACGAGGGAUUAUGCACCACCUCCAAGGGAUUAUGCCUAUCGUGAUUAUGGACACUCCAGUUCACGUGAUGAAUAUCCCUCAAGAGGGUACAGUUAUUCCUCCUACAGCGAUCGCGACGGCUACGGAGGACGUGACCGGGAUUACUCGGACCAUCCCAGCGGGGGCUCUUACAGAGAUUCCUAUGAGAGUUAUGGUAACUCACGUAGCGCCCCACCCGCACGAGGGCCCCCGCCAUCAUAUGGUGGAAGCAGUCGCUAUGACGAUUACGGAAGCACCCGAGAUGGGUAUGGCGGAAGUCGCGAGAGUUACUCAAGCAGCCGAAGCGAUGUCUACUCAAGCGGCCGGGACCGGGUGGGAAGACAAGACAGAGGCCUCCCCCCUUCCAUGGAGAGGGGCUACCCUCCUCCGCGCGAUUCUUACAGCAGCUCCAGCCGCGGAGCCCCCAGGGGUGGCGGCCGUGGGGGGAGCCGCUCGGAUAGAGGCGGAGGCCGAAGCCGAUACUAAAACCUUUGACGCUCUUGGACCAAAUCAGUUUUUUCCUCCAACACAAGGAAUGUGGAAGUUCUAUCUUCGUCCCCAGAGGACUACCGAAACGUUGUUUUUAUCUUUUUUUUACUGUUGCUUGUUAAGUUCCCCUCCAUUACUGAUGUUUUUUGUGAGGAAAGAGUAAACAUGUUUAAUUUCAUUUCAAAAUUGUUAAUAUUUCUCUCAAAAAGCAGAUGUUAAUGUAUGACAUUUUGAGCCUAUGUACUAGUGUUGUAACCUUUCGAAGUAAACGUUAACCCUGAAAUGCCA